Messenger RNA from Stylophora pistillata, 687 nucleotides. RefSeq lists its product as uncharacterized. NCBI's taxonomy places the organism in Eukaryota, Metazoa, Cnidaria, Anthozoa, Scleractinia, Pocilloporidae. The record is from RefSeq and is a predicted model, not a curated record.
UGUCUUGAAAUCGCAGUGUCAUUGAGUUGCACACAUCUUGCAGGCAGCAUGAAGGCUUUAACCCUUUUUCUCGUUUUAAGAGCCCUUGCAGCAGUGUUCGCCAAUCAACUGGUGUUCAACAAAGCUUUCUAUCAUCUUUUAGAAGAGGAUCAUCAAAAUAGAAUGGCUCAAGCUGUUAGAGACUCUAACUUGCCAGAAAAGACCUUGAUCUCUAACGAUGCCAACGAUCCCACCGAAUUCUACGAACCGUGGAUGAAACCUUGCGUCUUUCGAGGAAAGAUAUGUAUCUUCAAGGCGAAGCAAGAUGCCUGUCAAAAGCUUUGUUGCGGUGACCAGUUCUUUGAGUGCAUUAGAUAUCAUAAACCCGAAAACCACCCAGGAUUCCUCGUGCGUAUGAGUCCAUUGAAGAAAGGCUGUGUGGCGCUGCUCGGUUUGUGUAGGGCUUUGAGUCCAUCCUGUGCAGGAAAGUUAUGUUGCUUCCUUCGCUUCAGACAGUGCUAUGAGUUUGUCAGCAAAUUCGAAAAUUAGCCUCAAGACAAGUUACAAUGCUACAAUGGCAACGGAUAGCAAGAUAUCGAUCCAGAUGAUGUGCAAUCAGGCUCAAGUUUUUCCUUAAUAAUUCAUUAUUAUCUUGAUGUAACAUGCAGGCAAUUAGAGAACUAGUCAAUAAAAGAGAGAACAACAUGA